This is a messenger RNA of Pteropus alecto (black flying fox), 1526 nucleotides long. It is a transcript of the gene ACAA2, whose product is annotated as acetyl-CoA acyltransferase 2. The transcript has 9 exons. The record is from RefSeq and is a predicted model, not a curated record. Lineage: Eukaryota; Metazoa; Chordata; Mammalia; Chiroptera; Pteropodidae. The annotation marks the transcript as partial. Gene Ontology annotation, biological process: fatty acid beta-oxidation. Gene Ontology annotation, molecular function: acetyl-CoA C-acetyltransferase activity.
UCUUUAAUUGCCUACAAAUCUCUCCUCAUUGAAAUAGGUGUGUUUAUUGUUGCUGCUAAGCGAACACCCUUCGGAGCUUAUGGAGGUCUUCUGAAAGACUUCUCAGCUGUGGACUUGACUGAAUUUGCUGCCAGGGCUGCCUUGGCUGCUGGCAAAGUACCGCCUGAGACUAUUGACAGUGUCAUCGUAGGCAAUGUCGUACAGAGUUCUUCAGAUACUGUAUACUUGGCAAGGCACGUUGGUUUGCGUGUGGGAGUCCCAAAGGAAACCCCAGCUCUCACUCUUAAUAGGCUCUGUGGCUCUGGUUUCCAGUCCAUUGUGAGCGGAUGUCAGGAUAUUUGUGUUAAAGAUGCUGAAGUUGUCUUGUGUGGAGGAACUGAAAGCAUGAGCCAGCUUCCCUUCUGUGUCAGAAAUGUGCGUUUUGGAACCCGUUUCGGAUCAGAUCUCAAGCUGGAAGAUUCUUUGUGGGCAGCAUUAACAGAUCAGCAUGUCCAGCUCCCCAUGGGAAUUACUGCAGAGAAUCUUGCUGCAAAAUAUAAAAUAAGCAGAGAAGACUGUGACAAAUAUGCCCUGCAGUCACAGCAGAGGUGGAAAGCUGCUAAUGAUGCUGGCCGCUUUAACAACGAGAUGGUACCAGUUGAGGUGAAGACAAGGAAAGGAAAACAGACAGUGCAAGUAGAUGAGUGUGUUCGGCCCCAAGUAACCCUGGAACAGUUAAAUAAACUUGCCCCGGUAUUCAAGAAAGAAGGAACCGUUACUGCAGGCAACGCGUCGGGGAUAUCUGAUGGUGCUGGAGCUGUUAUCAUAGCUAGUGAAGAUGCUAUUAAAAAACAUAACUUCACACCACUAGCAAGAGUUGUGGGCUAUUUUGUGUCUGGAUGUGAUCCCUCUAUCAUGGGUAUUGGUCCUGUCUCUGCUAUCAAUGGGGCACUGAAGAAAACAGGACUGAGUCUUAAGGACAUGGAUUUGGUAGAGGUAAAUGAAGCUUUUGCUCCCCAGUACUUGGCUGUUGAGAAGAGUUUGGAUCUUGAUCCAAGUAAAACCAAUGUAAAUGGAGGAGCCAUUGCUUUGGGUCAUCCGUUGGGAGCCUCUGGAUCAAGAAUUACCGCACACCUGGUUCAUGAAUUAAGGCGUCGAGGUGGAAAAUAUGCUGUUGGAUCGGCUUGCAUUGGAGGCGGCCAAGGCAUUGCAGUCAUCAUUCAGAGUAUGGCCUAAGGAGAGCAUGGAGCCUGCCAUGGCCCACUCUUUACUUGGGCAGGCGACAGAGAACCAGUGACCUUCAGAGCACCACAAAACUGGCCAUCCCCUGCUGCUAAAAGUGAUUGAGUGUCAUCAUAGGAUGAUGCGGCAAAGAUGCAUUUUUCAUGAGUAAGAGCACAUGCCAGAAUAAGUUCUCUCAGAUUUCCACCAAAUAUGCUGAUUUUUAAACUAAAAUCCAAAUAUAAAAGACCUUAAAAGGAAUUGUAUCCUUGCUAAAUAACUACCACAAUGCCUUAGAAAUUGAAUAAAUAUUGCCUUAAACUCGA